Rotaria sordida is the source of this 1518-nucleotide messenger RNA. The record is from the annotation of a GenBank genome assembly. Lineage: Eukaryota; Metazoa; Rotifera; Eurotatoria; Philodinida; Philodinidae.
AUGGCAUCUGUAGCAAUUAAUUCUAUAGAUUUUGAAGAAGAAGUUAAAAAAGCUCGCGAAUGUUAUAUGUAUGGUGAUUAUGGAAGGAGUACAACAUUUUAUAAAUUAGCUAUUGAUAAACUUCGACGUUAUUGUCAAACUUUAUCAAAUGUAGCAGAGAAAAAACAUGGCAAUGAGUGCAUAGUUGAACUUGAACGAGAACUUAAAUCAACAGUAGAACACGAACGCAUGAUUGAGGAGAUUCAUGAAAAUUUAUUCAAGAAAUAUACGAGUGGUGGUGGUGGACGAGCAGCCGGUGGUGAUAUUAAUAAUGAUUUAAAUUAUGGAAGUCCUUUUUAUAAUGCAGCUGUUGAUGAACGUCCAACACGUGAUCCUGGUUUUAAUAAUCGAAAUCCAGCUCAAGGAGUCGCCCCAUUUCAACCAGCAUCUGCACGUCCUCAAGGAGGUGCUCGUGAUAUAAGAUCAGCAAAUCAUAAUCAAAGAGGAAGAAAUCCUCCAUCAAAUGCUCCUCAUAAUAAACAAAAACAAUCGGAUAAUAAACGUGGUAGUAAUCAAGCAGAUAAUGCAGAAAAAAAAUAUAUACCUACACCUGCAGAAAAAGAUUUAGUAGAAGGUUUAGAACGUGAUAUUGUUCAAAAAGAUCCAAAUGUUCGAUGGGUGGAUGUUGCCGGUUGUACAGGUGCUAAAAAAUUAUUACAAGAAGCUGUUGUACUUCCACGCUAUAUCCCAGAUUUCUUCAAAGGUAUUCGUCGUCCAUGGAAAGGUAUUCUUUUAUUUGGUCCACCUGGCACUGGAAAAACAAUGUUAGCUAAAGCAGUAGCAACAGAAUGUAAAACAACAUUUUUUAAUGUUGCUGCUGCAAAUUUAACAUCAAAAUAUCAUGGUGAAGGUGAAAAACUUGUACAUUUACUUUUUGAAUUGGCUAAAUUUUAUGCACCAUCAACAGUAUUUAUUGAUGAAAUUGAUUCAUUAUGUUCUACACGUGGUCAAUCAAAUGAACACGAAGCUAGUCGAAGAGCUAAAUCUGAAUUACUCAUUCAAAUGGAUGGUGUAUCUGGUGCACUUGGAAAUGAGGAUCCAUCAAAAAUGAUUAUGGUACUUGGUGCAACUAAUCAUCCUUGGGAUCUUGAUGAUGCAAUGCGAAGACGUUUAGAAAAACGUAUUUAUAUACCAUUACCAGAUGCUGCAACACGAAAACAAUUACUUGAAAUAAAUCUAAAAGAAGUUUCACUUGAAAAAGAUGUUGAUUUAGAUAUUAUUGCUAACAAACUUAAUGGAUAUUCUGGUUCCGAUAUAACAAGUGUUUGCCGUGAUGCAGCUAUGAUGCAAAUGCGUCGAGCAACAGAAAAUUUAAGUAUGACUCAAAUUCAAGAACAAGCACAAGUUUUAAAAGAAAAACUUCAAUCACCAACAAUAAUGAAAGAUUUUGAAGAUGCUAUUUCAAAAAUUUCAUCAUCAGUUUCAAAAGAAAUGCUUGAAAAAUAUGAUCAAUGGAUGAAAGAUUUUGGUUCCGUUUAA